AGCUUAAUACUAAAUAUUCCAGAACUAGAUUCUACAAGCGAGAAAAGUGCACUGAAGAAGUCCCCAUGUUUGCUGUUACUGCAUCUUCAAAUGAUCUAUGUAAAAGAGAAUAUAGCAAGGGAUGCUGCUGUAAAGGAAGCUUAACCUUUUUACCUUUACUUUGGGCUGCUUGGACUAUGGGCUCUCUUGCCAUCUCGUAUGCUGUAGCCAUUAGUUUGGGACAUAUCCAUGGGUUUUUGCCAUUUAUAAGUCAAAUAUCAAUGAUGAAUCCAGAAUACAUUUUUUCAGUGUUUGCAUGUUCUAUUACCAGCAUUUUAGGUUCUGCAAUCAUGUAUAUUGAAUAUUGCUACAUAGAUAUUUACUAUUCUGAUAUUAGUGGGAAAUGGAACAAAAUCCUGUUGUGUUGUGGAUUGCUGUCCUAUCUGGGAUUUCUUGUAGCUGCUUAUGUUUCGGUGCUCGUAGCCAUUAAUGUUCAUUUGGCCGGAGCAAUUGGAGGCUUUGGGCUGAACUGUUUAUACAAUUUCUGUCACAGCAUCGUGUGUCUCCGAUCAUCAGUAUGGCAGGAUAAUAAGCAGAUGGUCAUCAUACGAUUGUGUUUUUCUGUCAGUUCCCUGGCAUUUAUAUUGAUGCUUGGAGGGACACAUAUUGUAUGCAUGUUUUCAAUAUCAUGCACCCAAGCCAAUAUUAACCUCCCACUUGCUGUCCUUGAGUGGUUGACAUUGUUUGGAAUGUGUGGCUAUAUACUCACAUUUACUAAAGACUUUCAGCGACUACGUCUGACACAUGUGAGAAGCAUCAGCAAGGAGUGGACAUCAAUGCUGUGGAGUCUAAAGAACUCAAUGAAGGGCCUUAAAUGUAAUAAUUACAUGAGAAGUAGACCAUUCCCCAUGGAAAAGCUUGGCCAAGGUACCAAUACCAACUAUUUAGAAGACUGA
This is a messenger RNA of Xenopus laevis (African clawed frog), 935 nucleotides long. Its product is annotated as DNA damage-regulated autophagy modulator protein 1. The transcript is spliced from 8 exons. The coding region runs from base 66 to 935 and encodes 289 amino acids. Lineage: Eukaryota; Metazoa; Chordata; Amphibia; Anura; Pipidae. The record is from RefSeq and is a predicted model, not a curated record.